Messenger RNA from Nicrophorus vespilloides, 1933 nucleotides. Its product is annotated as alpha-1,2-mannosyltransferase ALG9. Gene Ontology annotation, biological process: protein N-linked glycosylation. Bases 92 to 1894 code for a protein of 600 amino acids. NCBI's taxonomy places the organism in Eukaryota, Metazoa, Arthropoda, Insecta, Coleoptera, Silphidae. The transcript is spliced from 6 exons. Gene Ontology annotation, cellular component: endoplasmic reticulum membrane. The record is from RefSeq and is a predicted model, not a curated record. Gene Ontology annotation, molecular function: alpha-1,2-mannosyltransferase activity.
ACAACAACUGUCAUCGUAAGGUUUUUUGUUGAUGUUGGUAAUGGAUGUUUUGAUACAAUUGCCUUUUUAAACUUUUAUAUUCUUAUUGGAAAUGGUGCGAAAUCCACCCUCGUUGAAAUUGAGACAGCAGAAUGGUAAUUCGAUUCCACGACGCGAAAACAAGAAGGAGGUGCAGAAAAAGACUGAAAAGCAGCAGUCCAUUAAGGUGAAUAAUGAGGUGAAUUACUUGGCAUACCCUGCUGGUGAUACUGCACUGAAAGCUUUGCUAUCGGCCAGGUUCUGUGCAGCUAUUUGGUCACAUGUGACAGAUUGCGAUGAGACAUACAACUAUUGGGAACCUACACAUUACCUAAUAUUUGGUAAAGGUUUGCAGACAUGGGAAUAUAGUCCUGAAUAUGCACUUAGAUCAUACACUUACCUGAUGGUGUAUGCAGCGCCGGCCUAUCUAUACCAAAUAUUAUUGGGCCCCAACCCACUACUGCUGUUUUAUCUGAUUAGAUGCGUGUUGGGAUUGCUCAGCGCUUUAGUAGAGUUGUACUUCUACAAAGCUGUGUGCCGAGAAUUUGGCGUGAACAUUGGUAGAAUGUGUUUGGCCUUUCAGCUGUUCUCUGCUGGAAUGUUUAUAUCGAGCACUGCCCUAUUACCAUCCUCCUUCGCAAUGUACGGGUUGGCAGGAGCCUGUGCAGCCUGGUGGACCCAGAAGUACGCAUUGGCCAUUUUUGUAACAGCCCUCGGGUCGCUCCUAGGUUGGCCCUUCGCUGCUCUCUUAGGUGUACCUAUUGCCUAUGACAUGAUAAUCAUGAAGAAAAUGUACAAGGAUUUCAUCCAGUGGUCGGUGAUCUCGGCAGUGGCUAUUCUGCUACCAAUGGUUCUAAUCGACUCGUCUUAUUACGGAAAAUUAGUCAUUGCACCAUGGAACAUUGUCAAGUACAACGUUUUCGGCGGCGCCGGUCCUGAUUUGUAUGGUACUGAGCCGUUUUCUUAUUACUUGUUAAACGGAUUCUUAAAUUUCAAUUUUAUCUGGGUACUCGGAUUGCUCUGCCCUGUGUUUCUUGUAUUGCAAUACUUCUUCGUGCCAACUAAGAAUAAGAUUACUUUAAGUUUACCGCAUUACGUAUCAAUUGCGCCGAUGUUCCUGUGGUUGGCCGUAUUUAUGUUUCAAGCGCAUAAGGAGGAAAGGUUCUUGUUCCCUAUUUACCCGAUGAUAUGUUUAUGCGGAGCAAUAUCCAUAGACGUCAUCCAGAAACUUGUGUAUAGAGUGUUAUGCAUAUUCUUUCGGGCUCCUAGUGGAACUCAUUACUUGGACUGGACUGUUUUCGUGAUGGUUGGAGCUGUGAUGGUUACUAGUUUAAUGGGAGUAUCGAGGAUUUUCUCCUUGUACAAUAACUACCAUGCGCCGUUGGAUCUGUUAAUCGAACUGCAAAAGUAUCCGGCCGAAGGAAAAAUCAUCAGCAAUGCCAAUGUGAACGUGUGUUUGGGGAAGGAAUGGCACAGAUACCCCAGUUCUUUCUUCUUGCCCGACAAGAAUUGGAAACUUAGAUUCAUUCAAUCCGAGUUCAAAGGAAUUCUGCCUGCUCCGUACUCUGAAUUCGAAAACGGAACAACGUUGAUCCACAGCCAUUUCAACGAUAAAAAUCUCGAAGAGAAAAGUCAAUAUUUCGAUAUCAGCAAAUGUCAUUUUCUCUUGGAUCUUGAUUUGGGGAAGGAAACUCCGCUGGAGCCGAACUACUCCGUCCAGGAUCGAUGGAAAGUGGUGAAAUCUCUGCCGUUUCUCAAUGCGGAAAAAUCGAACAGUUUUUUGAGAGCGUUCUACAUUCCAUUCAUCACCAACAAAUACGUGCAAUACGGAAACUACAACUUGUUACAAACAGUUAGACAUAGGAUCAAGACGUGAAUAAUGAAGUAAACCAAAGAAUAAAUUAUAUUACAAAUA